AUGGGCGAACAAACAGCAAACCCAAAGAAAGAAGAGGGAAAGGCCCCAGUGACGGGAGACUAUGACCUCUCGACACCAAUCGACCCCAACGCCGCGGGGUUGAGGCAGGGCCUGACGUCCUAUGGUGAUGCUCACUUCUCGCUGUUCCUGCGCAAGGUCUUCAUCAAGGCUCUCGGGUACAGUGAAGACGCGCUCUCGAGGCCCAUUAUUGGCAUUGUCAACACCUACUCAAGCUUCAACCCGUGCCAUGCAAACGUCCCCCAGCUGAUCGAGGCCGUGAAACGCGGCGUCCAGCUCAAUGGCGGGCUGGCGAUUGAUUUCCCGACUAUCAGUAUUCAUGAGAGCUUUGCGUCGCCGACGAGCAUGUAUCUGCGGAAUCUCAUGAGCAUGGAUACGGAGGAGAUGAUCAAGGCGCAGCCGUGUGAUGCAGUGGUCCUCAUCGGAGGCUGUGAUAAGACAACUCCUGCGCAGUUGAUGGGUGGCAUAUCGGCGAACAAGCCCAUCCUACACCUGGUCACUGGCCCCAUGAUGCCGGGAAGCCAUAAAGGUGUGAGAAUCGGUGCUUGCACAGACUGCCGCAACAACUGGGCUGCCUACAGAGCUGGCAAAAUUGAUAUUGAAGAUAUUUCGGCUAUUAACGACGAGCUGGCACCUACGGGAGGUACUUGUGGCGUCAUGGGCACCGCAUCGACGAUGGCUUGUAUCCUUGUCGGUCUCGGAAUGAUGCCGUUCAAAGGCGCCACUGCGCCAGCAGUCUCGUCAACGAGACUACGCAUCGCCGAGCAGACUGGAGGUCUAGCUGUAGCCCUCCAUCAAAAGAACCUCAAGCCACAAGACCUGCUGACCCGCGAGUCUUUCCUCAACGCAAUCACCGUCUUGCAGGCCAUUGGUGGGUCAACCAACGCAGUUGUACACAUGAUGGCUAUUAUAGGCCGUCACCCUGCUGUAGCCGGCACAAUCACGCUGGACACCUUUGAUGAAAUUGGAAGAAAGACACCGUUGUUGGUUGACCUGAAGCCCAGCGGACAGAACUACAUGGACGACUUUCACAAUUCCGGCGGCAUGCUGGCGCUUUUGCACCAACUCAAGCCCCUGUUGCAUCUGAACGCCAUGACGGUGACAGGCAAAACACUGGGAGAAGAGUUGGAGAGUACGCCAUUCACCCCUAUUCCCCGGGAUAGCUUGGUCAAUUGUCUUCAGCCUUUCAACGAUCCUCUGUACCCAGCUUCGGCCUUGGCUGUGCUCCGUGGCAAUAUUGCCCCAGGCGGAGCUGUAACGAAGCAGAGUGCGUCGAAAUAUCGCCGACUACUGAAGCAUUCCGGCCCCGCAGUCGUAUUCGCUGGCUCCGCAGACAUGGCCCUUCGUAUCGAUGACCCCGAUCUCGAGGUGACGCCCGAUAGCGUGCUCUUACUCCAAAAUAUCGGGCCUGUCGGCAACCCAGGUAUGCCAGAAGCGGGACUUAUCCCGAUCCCCCGAAAGCUCGCAGCCCAGGGAGUCGAGGACAUGCUUCGCCUAUCUGACGGCCGUAUGAGCGGUACGGCGGGCGGGACUAUCGUUCUGCACAUUUCUCCCGAAGCGGCGGACCCCGAAUCGGUUCUUGGUAUCGUCAGAACUGGCGACAUCAUAACCUGCGAUGUGGAACAACGUCUCAUCAAAGUCGAGAUAUCCGACGAGGAGAUUGAGAAGAGAAUUGCCGAGAAGAAAAAAGCCUUGGCCAAGGAAGAGGAAGACGGCGGCAGCAAUGCGCCUUGGGUGGCAAAAAAGAGAAUUCGCGGUUAUCGAGGACUAUAUCUGCGUUCCGUCAUGCAGGCAGAAGGGGGAGCCGAUUUUGACUUCUUAACAGCGAAUGGUCCACCCCAAUAG
Molecule: messenger RNA, 1863 nt
Organism: Colletotrichum acutatum
Lineage: Eukaryota; Fungi; Ascomycota; Sordariomycetes; Glomerellales; Glomerellaceae
Product: dehydratase
Exons: 3
Coding region: 1-1863 (620 amino acids)
Molecular function (GO): hydro-lyase activity
Source: RefSeq, a predicted model, not a curated record